Kwoniella shivajii is the source of this 396-nucleotide messenger RNA. RefSeq lists its product as uncharacterized. NCBI's taxonomy places the organism in Eukaryota, Fungi, Basidiomycota, Tremellomycetes, Tremellales, Cryptococcaceae. The record is from RefSeq and is a predicted model, not a curated record. Bases 1 to 396 code for a protein of 131 amino acids. The transcript is spliced from 4 exons.
AUGUCUUCCUCUUCAUCUUCUACACCGAACAAGUCAACUUCGGCUUCACCCACGAUCACACCUUUGCACGAUCCCAAACAUCAAGCAAAGGUCAUUCAGCCUGUAAAACCUCUGGGUACAGCUAAUCCCAACCAAGUCGUACCCGGACAAAUGACGGCUGCUUCAGCUGCUGGAUUAGGUCAAAAGGCUUUAUUAGCCAAACGAUUCGCUAAAGCCAACAAACCUACGAUAUCACCAACGGAUCAACUGCAAUCACCUUGUACAGCUAAAUUGGCGGGUGCUAAACAGCGUCAUUUCGUAAAGGCCAAACCAGCUUCUUUAGCUCAAUCCUUUGUUGCGAUCAGAGAAUCGUCAAGUGCCGCUUCAUCAGGUGCAAAUACCAAGACUGAUUUCUAA